This is a messenger RNA of Argentina anserina (silverweed cinquefoil), 1963 nucleotides long. RefSeq names its product probable inactive receptor kinase At5g53320. Lineage: Eukaryota; Viridiplantae; Streptophyta; Magnoliopsida; Rosales; Rosaceae. The transcript has 2 exons. Bases 1 to 1809 code for a protein of 602 amino acids. Gene Ontology annotation, molecular function: ATP binding; protein kinase activity; protein binding. Gene Ontology annotation, biological process: protein phosphorylation. The record is from RefSeq and is a predicted model, not a curated record.
AUGAAGAACAGGAGCGGCUUCAAUCUAUUGCUCAAGGGGCUGUUAUUCAUCGGAGUUCUUUCCUUCUGCACCACAGUAUGUAAGGGAAGUGAGUCAUCGGAAUUUGAUUCAUUGCUGAGGUUCGUUAAAGCUGUUGAUCCUGAAAAUGUAUUAAAGGUUGGUUGCAAUCUGCAAUAUUCCUGCAAGCAUAAGCUGAAGGGUGUGGAAUGCAACCUCGAGGGCAAUAGCAUUACAGAAAUAAGGCUUGAAAAUUUGCGUCUUAGUGGCACACUUGAUGUGGAUUCACUAUGCAAGCUCCCGAAUCUACGAGUUGUUAGCUUAGCCAGAAAUCACAUCCGAGGAACUAUUUCAUACUCAAUAGUGUACUGCAGAAGACUAACCUAUUUGGAUUUAAGCAACAAUCUUCUGAGUGGGAUGGUACCUCCGGUUCUAAAUAAACUGAAGUAUCAAAGAAGAUUGUACAUCUCCAACAACUAUUUUACCAGGGACAUCCCAAUUUCGAGAGAGGAACAUAUGUUUCAUCCACAUUUAAAGAAAUUAAGGACAUCUCAGAGAUAUGGUGACAUGAAAAAAGAAAAGGCAGAGCAUCCGAUGAGGAUAAUGACAGAGUCCGGGAGCCCUAUUUCUCCUCCUGCACCAAAUGAUGAACACAAGCAGUACACAGGAUGGAAGACAGUGUUACCAUUAUUUUGUGGGAUAGGACUAUUUCUAGUGUUCAUAUUCUUUGCGGGAAGGAGAGCUGCUAAGUUAGCUACUCAAAUGGAGAUUCUGAAGUCACUUCGAGAGUACUCUACUCCGAAUUCCCCUCCAGUUUAUAAGGUCAGAGAGGAAGAGAAGCCAGUAGAGAAUCGAUCAGAGCUCGUGUUCUUUGUUGAAGAGCAGGAAAGUUUUAAGUUGGAGGACCUGCUUGAAGCGACAGCUGACUUGAGAAACCAGAGCUUUUGCAGCAGUCUUUAUAAGGUAAUACUGAAAAACAAUGCAUUGUAUGCAGUCAAAAGGCUGAAGAAGUUGCAAGUACCAUUUGAGGAGUUUAGCCAUGCAAUGAAUCAAAUAGGGAAGAUAAAGCAUCCCAACAUCCUGCCUCUAAUUGGUUACAAUUCUACCAAUGAUGAAAAGUUGUUGAUAUACAAGUAUCAAAGCAAUGGGAGUCUCCUGAAUCUGCUUGAGGAAUGCUCUGAAGGAAAGAGGGAUUUCCCAUGGAGGUUGCGGCUGUCUAUAGCACGCGGUAUUGCAAAGGGCUUAAAUUUUAUAUACCAGAGGACUGAUGAGUGCACCCCUCAUGGGAAUCUAAAGCUUUCAAACAUCCUACUUGAUGAAAAGGAUGAACCACUGAUCAGUGAGUAUGGUUUUUCAAAGUUCUUUGACCCCUUGAAAGGAUGUGUCAUCCUCGCCAUAGGUUAUACAGCCCCAGAGAAAGAGUUGUCAGAGAAAAGCGAUGUCUAUAGCUUUGGGGUGAUUCUUCUUGAGUUACUAACGGGUAAAACUGUAGAAAAAAAUGGAAUAGACCUUCCUAAAUGGGUUACUGCCACAGUUAAGGAGGAGUGGACUGGUGAAGUCUUUGACAAGGAGGUUGCUAAAGCUGCUAAGGAGUGGGCAUUUCCUUUGCUCAACAUUUCUCUCAAGUGUGUAUCAGCAUUGCCACAAAAUCGGCCAACUGUAGCAGAAAUUUAUAAGAAGAUUGAAGAGGUUAUGCAGGAUAAUUUGAAUACAUCAGAUUGUACUGCUGAGUGUGGAACCUAUGAAGACGACUGUUGUAUGCUUCACUCCAUCAUACCUGAGACUUGGGAUACUCCUGGAUCAAAUUACUAGUUGUUGCCUUGUUGGAGGUUUUCGUUUAUGCUUGCAUAUUUUCGGUUUCUUUUAGACUGAAUUGUAGAUGAUCAUAGAGCCUUUUUCUCUAUAUUCACCAGUAAACAAGCGAGCCGGUUGAGUAUGAAUAAUCAAUUUGUUUUCCUAUGCAAGU